GAGAGCAACGGUGGGUGCCUCGUCUUUGCAGGGCCAUCGUUUUCCCACGUAAGGGCGUCUUUAAAUAGAGCCACAUGCGAUCUCCUCUCCCAACCUCCUCUGUCUCCGUCGUAUAGAGAGGGGUGGACCUUUUUACUCCCAUUAAUUACCCUCCCUCUCUUAGAUUGCCCUCCUCUGCGCUACUUCGCCCAUUUUCCGAUUGCGACACCACCACCACCAACUUGAGGUUUUUCGCCCAUUUUCCGAUUGCGACACCACCACCACCAACUUGAGGUUUUUGAGAGAGAGAGAGAGAGAGAGAGAGAGAGAGAGAGAUAUGGCGAGUGGGAGUGUUGCGGCGCGAGUGGAUCUGGAUGGUCGGGCCAUCAAGCCAUUGACGGUGUGUCUGGUUGGUGGAGGAGGGUUUAUUGGGUCUCACCUAUGCGAGAAGCUGAUGUGGGAGACCCCUCACAGGGUCAUCGCCAUUGACGUUUACAGUGACAAGAUCCAGCAUCUUCUCAAUCCUGGUCAGCCAUGGUCCAACCGCAUCGAGUUCCACAAGAUCAACAUCAAGCACGACUCUCGGCUCGAAGGCCUCAUCAAGAUGGCAGAUCUGACAGUGAACCUUGCGGCUAUAUGCACGCCUGCCGAUUACAAUACCCGCCCUCUUGACACCAUUUACAGCAACUUCAUCGAUGCCCUCCCUGUUGUGAAGUACUGCUCAGAAAACAACAAGCGUCUCAUCCACUUCUCCACUUGCGAAGUUUAUGGCAAGACCGUUGGCAGCUUCCUUCCAAAGGAUCAUCCCCUAAGAAAGGAACCUGAAUUUUAUGUCCUCAAAGAAGAUGCUUCCCCCUGCAUCUUUGGUCCAAUCGAGAAACAGAGGUGGUCCUAUGCCUGUGCAAAGCAACUCAUUGAGAGGCUUGUAUAUGCUGAGGGUGCUGAAAAUGGUCUCGAGUUUACUAUUGUGCGACCUUUCAAUUGGAUUGGACCGAGAAUGGAUUUCAUUCCAGGCAUUGAUGGGCCCAGUGAGGGUGUCCCAAGGGUUCUGGCUUGCUUCAGUAAUAAUCUUUUAAGAGGGGAGCCACUCAAGCUUGUGGAUGGUGGAGAGUCCCAACGAACUUUUGUUUACAUCAAGGAUGCUAUUGAAGCUGUUCUGCUAAUGAUUGAAAACCCAGACAGGGCCAAUGGCCAGAUUUUCAAUGUGGGCAAUCCCGACAAUGAGGUUACAGUGAAGCAACUUGCUGAAAUGAUGACUGAGGUGUACUCAAAGGUGUCUGGAGAACCCAUCCUGGAGGUACCGACCAUUGAUGUGAGCUCGAAAGAAUUUUACGGUGAGGGGUAUGAUGACAGUGAUAAGCGUAUCCCAGACAUGACAAUUAUCAACAGGCAACUUGGUUGGAACCCAAAGACAUCCUUAUGGGAUCUGCUGGAAUCUACAUUAACUUACCAGCACACGACCUACUCACAUGCAGUUAAGCGGGCCAUGGCCAAACCAGUUGCAUCAUCCAGCUAAAAUUGGGAAUUCAUGUGUUUCAUCUUUCUCUCAACCCUGGGGUUGGCUAUUUGUUAGCACUAGUAUUCUCCUUAAAUCUUCGCUAUACAUAAUUUUAUAUUAAUAUUUUGAGUGUUGGCAACUGUUUCUGGCCCCUAGCCCUUUUUAACUGUUUGCAGGCCCCUGUAAUUUGUACUAUAUAACAUCCGUAAUUUUGCAUUUUUGUUGGACUGAUACCCUUUUUUGAACCAUUCGGUUGUAAUGAAAAAGAAGGCUUUGAGGUGAUGAUGUCUUGUAUUGCUGCUCAAGGAAUGUUAUUUUAAAAUAAUGAUGGAGAUUAAUUAAA
This is a messenger RNA of Amborella trichopoda, 1820 nucleotides long. RefSeq names its product UDP-D-apiose/UDP-D-xylose synthase 2. The record is from RefSeq and is a predicted model, not a curated record. Lineage: Eukaryota; Viridiplantae; Streptophyta; Magnoliopsida; Amborellales; Amborellaceae. Gene Ontology annotation, molecular function: carboxy-lyase activity.